This is a messenger RNA of Trichoderma citrinoviride, 342 nucleotides long. RefSeq lists its product as hypothetical. The transcript is spliced from 2 exons. The coding region runs from base 1 to 342 and encodes 113 amino acids. Lineage: Eukaryota; Fungi; Ascomycota; Sordariomycetes; Hypocreales; Hypocreaceae. The record is from RefSeq and is a predicted model, not a curated record.
AUGGCACCUGCCACUGCGGUGCCCGUUACAGCAGCAAAAGCCAUGGAAUGCACUCCAUUCCCGUCAACCAUGAUUGAAUACUCUUCCGCCUUCAAGCAGCCAAAGCCGCCUUCGGUGCAUCCGGAGUUUACGACAAACUUCGUGCAGCACAAAUGGGAUGAGACUCUCUCUCACAUCAUGACUGGCUACAUUGACAACUCUCCUACCAACAAAAUCGUGCGCGUGGUCGAGGCCUACGACGAUGCCCCAGCUUCUUCCGUUUUCAACUAUGCCAAUGUUACCACGGACGGCCUCGUGGACAACUUCAUGACCAUCUACAACGGGACGAAGCCAUAUCUUUAG